AUGGACGGUCGGAUAAUCAAGAAGUCAACACAACUUGGUUUCUGCACCGUGGAAGCUUCUUCUUGCACACGUUUUCAUAUACUUGGCCACCGUCAAUUGAAGAAAUGCUCGAUUGAUGUCCUAUCGACUUAUCUUGAACAUUCGCUGGUCGUUGUAUGUCUCUAUGUCUAUCCUUCUGGGAAUUUCGUUGCAGUCGUUAUCACCAUAGCAUUCGCCUGUCGCCCAUUAUCAUACUUCUGGGAACAAGAUACCAAUCCGGAGACUGAAGGAAUGUGCAUUGAUAUUUCUUAA
Messenger RNA from Penicillium canescens, 291 nucleotides. RefSeq lists its product as uncharacterized. The record is from RefSeq and is a predicted model, not a curated record. Bases 1 to 291 code for a protein of 96 amino acids. NCBI's taxonomy places the organism in Eukaryota, Fungi, Ascomycota, Eurotiomycetes, Eurotiales, Aspergillaceae. The transcript is spliced from 2 exons.